This is a messenger RNA of Dendroctonus ponderosae (mountain pine beetle), 1478 nucleotides long. RefSeq names its product zinc finger FYVE domain-containing protein 1-like. The transcript has 7 exons. NCBI's taxonomy places the organism in Eukaryota, Metazoa, Arthropoda, Insecta, Coleoptera, Curculionidae. The coding region runs from base 82 to 675 and encodes 197 amino acids. Gene Ontology annotation, molecular function: metal ion binding. The record is from RefSeq and is a predicted model, not a curated record.
UUCCAUUCGGGACAACGAGUUGUGGAUGGAGUUUCUGUGAUUACUGACGCUGUGGCAAGCGUGAGUUCCCCGCCAACUAAGAUGCUCUUGGAUUAUAUGAAUGAUAAAAUUGCUCCUAGAUAUUGGAGACCUAACCACGAAAUUAAGGCCUGCUUCAAAUGCAAUGUAUCGUUUGUAAGUGGGCAAAAUAGAGUUGUACCAUCGAAACAUCAUUGCCGAAGUUGCGGUGAAGGUUUCUGUGGAAGCUGUUCCUCGAAAAAAUGCCCUGUGCCACAUAGAGGAUGGAAAGAAUCCGAACGAGUGUGCGAUGCAUGUUUUGAUGAACUCGAGGGCAGAGGGCAAAGUUUAAUAGCGAACAUAUCCGAAGAACAAUUGAGUGGAGAAGUUACACCAAGAUAUAUUGGUGAAAGACUUGUGCAUGCCAUAUCAGCCAUUAAAUAUGUUUACGAUGUACCUAAAAACUGUAUAAAGGAAUACGUGAGGCCAAGUUACUGGACGCCAGACAGUAAGUGCAUCAAUUGCGUGUUGUGUAAUAAUCCCUUUAGAGCCCAGCUCCCUUUACAUCAUUGUCGAGAUUGUGGUAAGGGUGUUUGCGACAAUUGCUCAACUUCUAGAAAACCUGUUCCCAUGAAGGGUUGGGACUCGCCCGUUAGAGUUUGCGAUACUUGUCGGUAAAUGGAUCAAAUUAGAAAUGAGGAAAUCCGACAAAAAACUAGUCAUAGAUAUAAAGAAGCGUAUCGCAGAACUGAAAUGGCAAUGGACACGUGGAUAGACAAGACGAAAAUCGAUGGACAACGAGAUUGACACAGUGGAGACCACAAAAGAGAUGGCACGGGACAGACAGGCGUAGAAAUACAUGAAAGAGGCCAACCUCCAGGAGUGGGCUGCAAAUGGCUCACGAAGAAGAAGAAAAAUCAUCUUUCCUCUAGAAUACCUAUAGAAUAUCGUUUCAUUGCAGAAGCGGGAUUACAAUAAGUUUGGGUUUAUCGGCAAAUGUAAAACCCUUAUCAGUGAAGGAUAUCAAGAAAUAGGCGUCCACAAGGGCUAGUUCUAGUGAAGUUAGCGGAGUACUGGAAGGCCGAUCAAGCAAGGUUUACGCUUCUAAUUCAACUAUUAACACCGUCGAGUACAUAAUUACCACAAGUCUUAAAUUAGUGAGACAUUGAGACAGCGGCGACCACAGAAAAGUCAUCAGUUAGCCCCAAUAGCAGCCCUAUCACCUAUUUUCCAAACACACGCUUCGUCUUAUCAAGGACUAAGGAAAGCUAAUAACUGGUAUGUCCCAGGUAUGUUAGGCAUUCCCAUGUGGGAAUGACAAACUCCAAUCCAAGUGGAUACUGUGGUGUAUGUAUGGUGGCUACAUUCGGAGCAGAAGAGUACCAGAGGGUUUGUCAAAAAAGUAACAGUAUGUUGUUCAGUAGAAUAUUUUGUAGUAUCCGUUCAGUGUCUUAAUACUUAUAAUACACGAUUAGUCUGAA